Messenger RNA from Stegostoma tigrinum, 4771 nucleotides. Its product is annotated as sestrin-1-like. Gene Ontology annotation, biological process: cellular response to leucine starvation; cellular response to L-leucine; positive regulation of macroautophagy. Gene Ontology annotation, cellular component: nucleus. Bases 311 to 1954 code for a protein of 547 amino acids. NCBI's taxonomy places the organism in Eukaryota, Metazoa, Chordata, Chondrichthyes, Orectolobiformes, Stegostomatidae. The transcript has 10 exons. Gene Ontology annotation, molecular function: L-leucine binding; oxidoreductase activity, acting on peroxide as acceptor. The record is from RefSeq and is a predicted model, not a curated record.
UAGGCCGCCCUCGUUGUAGCUUGUAAAAGUUGCGUCAGCUGCAGGAUACAAUUCUGGUGAAAGUAAUAUUUCCUUUUUUUAAAAGAAAUAACGUUUCGAUUUUGAAGCAGACGAGUUAUUUCACGAGUGCGACAAUUCACCAAGCCUCUGUUAUAUUUGUUGGAAUCAGUGAACUUGAAGAAAGUGCCUGUGGAACGGGGAGAAAAAAGUUUUUGGAACUUUUCUGAAGUUUGUUGCAGAGUUUCCCCGAUCAAUGACGGAGUGUGAAUGAGCGGCUCGCCCUGCAGCCUCAGCGGCUCCUGUCACUGCGAUGUCCCUGGACAGAGGCGAUCCCGCCGCCGCCUUGGAGCCGGGCCCGCCCGGAGACCUCCGCAAAUGGAGCGAGUUAGUCCGCAGCCGGGAAGCGGGCAGCCGGGUGGCGGCGAUGGAGCGAGCGGCCCACACCGUGCACGCCUGCCUUGACCAGCAGCAGCUAAGGGAAGCGGCGGGGAGCCAGCUCCAGCAACUGCUUCUGCUCCUGCUCCGGCUCUCCCGGAGCUGCCCCUUCCCCGAUGUGCAGGAGAGGAGCGAGCACAUCCUGCAGACUGUGCUGGAUCGCAGGGUAAAAAUACCUCGCCCAUUAGGACAGGGUCCAAGUGCCUUCAUUCCAGUCAAAGAGAUUCUGCAGAAAGAUCUAGAAGAUGCUGAGAGGCAGAUCUUUAUUGAAGCUUUUGUCUCCACUGGUCGUGUAGAUAAUGUUACCAUGGUGAUGGGCUUACACCCUCAGUACCUUGAGAGCUUUUGGAAAACACAGUACUAUCUUUUACAGAUGGACGGCCCUUUACCCUAUCACUAUAGACAUUACAUUGCAGUAAUGGCUGCUGCACGGCAUCAGUGUUCCUACCUUGUCAGCCUCCAUAUCAGUGAGUUUCUUCACGUUGGUGGAAAUCCCGAGUGGCUAAAUGGCCUCAACUUUGUACCUCAGAAAAUGAGGAAUCUCAAUGAAAUCAACAAAAUUCUAGCACAUCGACCAUGGCUGAUCACCAAAGAACAUAUAGAGAACCUGCUGAAGACUGGCGAAAGUAGCUGGUCACUCGCCGAACUCAUCCAUGCUGUCGUCCUCCUCACGCAUUACCAUUCCCUGGCAUCCUUCGUUCUAGGCUGUGGGAUCAGGCCAGAGUUGGACCAGGAUGGUGGCUUCACCUUCAGAUCUCCCUCUCCACAAAGUUGUGACUCCGACAGUGCUAGUAACAGUGGCUCAGAAGAGACUGUUAAUGGUGGUGCGAGUAGAGAUGAUUUACACGAGCUGGAGAUUCUAAUAGAGAAAAUGAGACUGCUGCAGGAAGGCAGACAGGAUGAGGAAGCGAGCCAGGAGGAGAUGGCAACGCGAUUUGAAAAGGAGAAGAGGGAAAGUUUGCUGGUUGCGCCUACAGCAGAUGAUAAUGAAUCGCUCUCUCUGACCAACUUAUCAUGCUUUGUUGAAGAUGCAGAUUUUGGGUACAAGGAUUUUAGCAGGCGUGGCGAGCAGACUCCUCCAACGUUCCGGGCUCAGGAUUACUCAUGGGAAGACCAUGGCUACUCUCUGAUUAACCGGCUGUACCCUGAGGUCGGACAGCUCUUGGAUGAGAAGUUUCAGGUUGUGUACAAUUUAACCUAUAACACCAUGGCCAUGCACUGUGAUGUUGACACCUCCAUGUUGCGACGAGCCAUUUGGAAUUACAUUCACUGUGUCUUUGGCAUAAGAUAUGAUGACUAUGAUUAUGGAGAGGUCAACCAGCUUCUGGAGCGCAACUUGAAGAUUUAUAUAAAAACUGUUGCCUGCUACCCUGAGAAAACGACCAAGAGAAUGUAUCUCGGUUUCUGGAGACACUUCCGACAUUCAGAAAAGGUGCAUAUAAACCUGCUCCUUCUUGAAGCCAGAAUGCAAGCUGCACUCCUGUAUGCAUUGAGGGCUAUCACACGCUACAUGACAUGAUUCCGUCAACACUUUCAGGACUGGCCCCAUUCGAAAGCAUCUAUUGACCACCUUCACCUGAAGUGAGCAGCAGUGUGCAAUCAACAGAUUCUUGAUAUUUGACAUUCGAUCUUUUUAGAGUAAAAUUUACAAAUGUGGUUUUUUUUUUGGGGGAAGAAUUUCAGUAUUCCUUUUGCUGUGUUCACUACAUGGUGAAUUUUGGAGAAAGGUUUGAAACGUUGAGUUUAAACCAGAUGCAUAUAAAUAUUCUAUUUGCACCUCAUGGGUGUUAAUGCUAGAGAAGUAAAAGCUUGAAUGUAUUGUAUUAAAUUUAAACUGUGAACCUGGCUGCGCUGUCACAGCACAGACUGUUGUAUGUGUGUAUGUUGACACUUCUCACUGAUCUCGUAUUUAUUUAUGUUGUCACAAAUCGAUUUUUCUUUACUGAGCUUUUGUUUUGCAUGGUAUCAUCUGUCAUACACUGGUCUUACAGUACAUUACCAAAGGUGACUUUAGACUAGAAUGUUCACUUUCGGCAUGUUUUCAUUUUGGAAUGGGCUGUUUACCUUUGCGGGGGGGAAAAUGAAUGCCAAGUUUGAAAUUCUCUUCAAGGAACCAUUAGUCCGGUUUUAAGUAUUUUCCCUAAACCCUUAAAUUGGAUGGCUGUUUUGCAGGAUUAUUGAAACAAAGCUGUUGUAUAGCCCAGGAAACACAUUUAAACAGGAACAAAUUUGCAAAAACAUAUUUCUUGCAGCAUUUAAAUCUUUUCAUUGCCCUGCUAUUAUUAUGAUCGUGUAGAAAGUGUCACCAGUGGUGACGUUUUUAACAGCAGCAAUGAAAUUCGGUAAAUAUGAUGCUGUUACAUGGUCACCCAUGAUAAACCUGUGGUGUUGAAAUACAUUUUUCUUGGAUUCAGUGUAGCAGGUUCCUUUUUAGUCAAUGAUUAUUAGUGCUCCAAAAGGUUGAGUUUAAAAAAAAGUCAAUAUUUUGCAAAAUACACAUCCUUGUAAAGAAUUGUUGAUGCCUUGAUUUGCACAUGCCUUCCUCUGUGAAAUGUACUUUUUGUUCAUGAUUUUUGCACAAAGCAUUUUCUAAGCAUCCGGAUGCAUUUUGUUACUGCACUAAACAGUUUUUCUGCUGUUAAUGUUUUUACACGUUGAUAAACUAGAAUUACCAUUUUUUUUGUAAUGUGUAGAAUUUAUUUCCUGCGAGCCAACACCAAUAUAAGAUGUGAUACCUUUUUCUUGUAACAAAGUUCUGUACAGUAGUGGGAGAGAAUCUUUAUUCAGCAUCACAUCUGAGCAAAGUUUUUUUUGCCCCUGAAAUAUACUGGUUUCUUUGCAGAGCAGAUAAAUCCAGCACUCAACUGUGUUUUGUUUGCUCAGUGAGUUUGUUCUUGGUCUUUUGAAAUGAAGCUAUAAUCAUUUGUAAAUGCAAUGCCGCUUACAUUAUCCAUAACAUUAGAGGAUUCCCUGGCAGAAUGCAGUGGGCAAGUGACUGAUGCAGAGACCUAACUUGUACAGUGAAGUUACCACCUGAUGUCCUUAAGUGUGGAGUCACCAGUUUACGUAGAAGUAUUCUGCAACAUUAACACCUGGCUUUAUUUUAUAUGGUGGGAAGUUAUUUAAAUAGUGGGGGAAAAUGAUGCCUGACAAACUGGGUGGUUUGAAAUAAUGCGCCAUGUUUCAAAUAUGUACUUUGUUGGUGAGUAUUUAUACACCAGUGAUUGAACACUAAAAUUAUUAGCUUGCCCAGUAACCCAUUGCAGUUGUGUGAAUUUGUUCAAAGGUUUCCUGUGAAGCCUCAGUUUCAGCAGCAUCAUUGGAGGAAAGGGGAAGGUAGAAUGAAUACAGAUGUCUGGUUUGUGCCUGUUUAUGGCCUGUUAGUCAAACAGCCUGCCUGAAUUCUGGAUUGGGAUGAUCAUGCACUCAUUUCCUUAGCCAUAGGGUUGGGUUUUCAAAUAAAACACAGCACAGUCCAAAGGAUAAAAGUAAUGACAGUAUGUUCAGUGUAAAAAGAAUCAUCUGUGCAAUUUCAAUAAACUACUUUUUUGCAAUAACAAGGUCAAAUGAGCAAGUACCAAUUUCCGAACACGCUGGAAUAGCUAUUUAGAUGUUCCUAAUCGCGUGAAAGUCGUUGUACUUCUGUUUUUUAAAAAAGAAUCCUUUUAAAGUCAACAAGGGUUGAUGCCUAUUUGUGACAUAGCAUUGAAUAUGUUUUGUAGGUAGUGUCUGAGAAUGCACUGAGCUUUAAUACACUCCCUAGUUUCUCAGAUAUUAGACUUCCUAAGUAAGAUACAGGCAAAAUCAAUUUUUGGAAAUGUCUACAUUUGAGACAUCCUCUGCACUGAUGCACUGAACUAUUUUAGUUUAUAAUGGGCAGCAAAGUUAACUGAUGCAUUGCUGAUUUCCAUUUCCUUGCUGUCCCUCAAACUCUACAGCAUAUUUAACUCUUCUUUCCCCUCGUUCAGUUUUAUGCUGGUUUUGACCUCCAGAGGUAUAACAUUUAGAUUUGCGAGAAUUUAAAAACAGCUAGAAGCUUGCAACAAAUUUUACAGGCAAUUCUCUUGGAUUUGUGUCAAUGGGCAUGUUGCAUUUGUGGAAGCUAAACAUAGCUUGAUUCUGUCCAUGGGUGACUGAUCUGGGUUAUAUUUUUCUGCUGGCUUCCAAUCUACAAGCAGGACUUGAGAGAAAAUGUAACAGACUUCAGAAACCUAUGUUGAACUUACUAAGCUGUUUAUUGACUGACUUAAUUUCAUCUUGGGAGUUUUGUGGGAGUUUUAGAAGUUGUAAACCACUUUUGACUUGAAUUCUGAAAAUAAAGAUACUUUUUACAAAA